Candidozyma auris is the source of this 1944-nucleotide messenger RNA. RefSeq lists its product as uncharacterized. The coding region runs from base 1 to 1944 and encodes 647 amino acids. NCBI's taxonomy places the organism in Eukaryota, Fungi, Ascomycota, Pichiomycetes, Serinales, Metschnikowiaceae. The record is from RefSeq and is a predicted model, not a curated record. The transcript has a single exon.
AUGGGCAACCUCGAGGUGCAAACACGGUUGAUUGAUCUGUUUCUCGCCGAGCUAGAGCAAUUGCAAAGUAAGGAUGAUCAUAUAAAUUUCAAUAAUACCAGCCAAUUCGACGCACUUCUCACCUUCCUUGAAAAUCUGCUCAAUGGGCACUUCACUCAAGUACCCUCUCAGAACGUCUUACACAUCCUCCUUACGUUGGCAUGUCGAUACCCUCGAUCAUCGUGGACACAUGAUCCUAUAAGCAAUGAAGAUGGUAUUGAGGUGAUUUCGCUGUAUAUGAAAGAAGUUAAUGACAAGUACAACCAUAGUCUUUCCAAGGACCUGCUACAAUUAAGGCCUGUGAGUCUAUUGAACAAGUACAUCGACUUGUUGCUGGAGAGCAAGUGGGACGAGUACAAGCAAGCAUUAUUGACAAACCUCCAAGCGGCGUUUAGACAUUUUUGCACCAUUCCCGUGAGGUUUGGUCGACCACGGUCCGCACAGAAUGAAGUCAACAAGCCUAAAAGCCCAGUGGCUGGGAUGAUCGAAAACCUUACUAGCGAAGAUGAAGCAAAUGAAGUUCUGAAUAUCACAGAUUCAGAUCUUCUGAAGUAUCAAAUGUUCAAUUUGCCAUCGACGAGUAUCACAUCUUUAUCUGAUAUCGGUAGUAAGACUACUGGAUUGGGAGAAGCGACCUCAUUAUUCCAAAAUAUGCCACAUUUGCUGGCGCAAGCUACUCCUGAGCCAGAAGCACCGGAGGAUGGUUCACCAGCUACGCCUAAACCAAAAAAACGAAAGUCUGCGAGAACUCCAAUUGAGAUCAUCAAGAUAUUCGAUGAUAACCUUAUUGCCAACAUGUUGUCCGAGCCCAAUAACUACUCCCUCUGGGACUUACUACGAUGGGCCCUCACUAUUUGUGAUGACUCAAGCAAGAACCAGCUGUUCUUAUUCGAUUCAUCCAGAAGUGCCUCGCAUGGAAUUUGGAAGACAUACUGUUCCUUCUUUUUUAUGGUGUUCCGCUUCUUGAAGCUUCAACAUGACUAUUCAGAAAGAAAUCAUAAGAUGUCAUUCUUGAAGAAUCUCCUUACUCAACUUGGUGCCAAGCAGGACUGGUAUCGUCGUUUAGUAAAUGUGGUCUUCACUGGGGUCGGUCUUCCAACACAGGAGAAGUCGUAUCCUUGUUACCUGCGAGAGAAAGCCUUAAUCAGGGGUGACGCAGCCAAAAGUGGACUCAACAGUAUUAAUACAUCUAUAUCAUACAAAGAUAAUGACAGGUCCAUGACAUUAAGAGCACAAAUUAUUGCAACCUAUUUAUAUCAGGAAAGUGAUAGAUUCCAAAAGCUUGAGCUUGUAAUGCAAAUAAGCAUGAAACUUGUUCAAUGUGAUCCAAAGCACAUACUUCAUUUCUUAAAUCGCCUUAAGGAUAAUUCUUUUGUUCCUGAGAAUGUUCUCGACAAAUUUAUUAUCAUGGUUGUCAAUAAAUUGAUUGUUACCAUCGCUGGAUCUGAGGAUAUCGCCUAUAAUCUCAUCGCAUAUCUGGACACCACUAGGGAAAGAAUAGAGAAAUUGAGAAGACUUUUUGAGUCAAAAGAACUUUAUGAGGCAAUUGUUCAGGAUUCCACAUACAAGAGUAUGAAAGAGUUUCAGAAGGCGUGGGACAUUUGUGUUGGCUUAUGUGCUGAAAUGAUAAGGUUUACUAUCGAUAAUGAAGUCAAGCAAGCUACUUUCUUGUCAGAUGAUCUUGUAUUCAAAGCAGAAUCUAUGCUCAAGACAUUUGAAGAAAGAUGUACGCGUUACUACAUUGAAUUUAUAGAAUCCAAAUCAUCAGAUUUGAUCGCUGAGGACGACGAUUUAAAUUUUAUUCUUGAGCCUGAAACAAUCGAGCUGCUUCGGGAACAGUAUUACAAAGAUAAUUUUCAUGACAGGUUGAUGAAUUGGGUGCAAAUGUUUAGACAUGGAGAAUAA